UCUUCUUCUUUCUGUCAAUAUUAAUUCCGCAAAACAAAAUGGAGUUAACGCAACGGCUUGAGUGUACACAAGAAGUGUAUUCAGACAGUCUACGUGAAAAAACAUCUUCAGAGCAGAUUGGGUUUUUGGGUAUCUGCGGUACUGAGCAUCCACUUAAAAUGGGUCCUAAUAAAAUUGGAAGAGACCCACAAAUGUGCGAUAUCGUCCUCAAUUUGAAAUCUAUAUCGAGACAGCAUGCUGUAAUUAACAUUUUAAAUAGCAGAGAUUUUAUGGUCAUGGAUUUGGGGUCAGCAAAUAAGACCAAAUUGUCAGGUAAAACACUGCCACCAUUCUUAUCUCAGCCUUUAAAAAAUGGAGAUGUGGUUCAAUUUGGAGAUGUUUUUGGAGUCUUCAGACUAUUUCAGGAAAAUGAUCUGCCAAUGACACAGGCCAUGGAUAUUCCUGACACACCAGCGCAUAACCGUCAUGUCUCGAAGAACAAUAUACAUGCUACAACUAUACCUGAAUCACCAGAAGUUAGUGAUAAGGAAGAUUCAUUCAUUGCAGCAUCAGAACAACAACCAAAAAAUGCAUUCAAAAGCCCAAAUGAUAUUUUUUGGAAAUCAAGUGGCAAAACAAUAUUAAUUAAACCCAUUGGUACAAAUAAAAUUGAUAAUGUGUAUUGGAGCUCCUCUAAAAAGUCUGACUCUUUUAGUAUGCAGUCAAAUGUUUCUCAUAAUCUUAAUGAUUCAUUGACAUCGCCAGGCCAUUCCCGUACCAACAAAGUACAUGAGCAAAGUAUUCAUGAUAUAGACACACAAAUAGACAAAUUGGAUACACAAGUACCAGUAAACCAAAACGAAAAUUUAGAUUCUAUUUAUAAUGCCAACACUCAAAUUGUAGAAAGUUCAGAUUCGCUUAACAUUCAUGAAAUAGAAACGCAAUUGCCAGCUCAAGAUUAUUUGGCUUGCAAAAGGCAAGAGCAAGAAAACCUGAAAAUUAUUUCUAGAACACAUAACAAAGAAAAUGUUAGCAAUAUUUACAAUGCUGAAACGCAAAUGCCAUUUGAUGAGAAACCUGUAUCACCAAAAGAUAGCAUACACAAUGCAGAAACGCAAGUGAUAUUGAAUGUUAAACCUAAGUUGUCUAGUUCUAGUAAUGUUUCAGAUGAUAUAAUACUGUUUGACGAAAUCGACAACGAGCCAUUCGAAAAUGAUUUUGAAUCUCAACAAUUGCUUUCACCUAAAUCUAACAUUGAAAACCAAAUAGUAACUGACGAAUUUACAGAAUCACAAGACACUAAUUUUGUUCCACGAAAACGAGCUAAUAGGAUUGAAUCUGACAGUUCCACUGACCGUGAAGAAAUAAAUAUUGCUCCUACUCAGAUAAAACCCGGAUUAAACAAUGAUGACGACUUAACUGAUUGUGAAGACUCAAAUGACAAUGACAUAAUCCAACCAAAUAAACUUGUGGAAAACAUAGAAGAUUUACCAACUCAAAUUUUAGAUGAUACGAAAAUUUAUGAAAAAAGCACAAAAUUGGCCAACAAAGAUGAUAGUUUUGAAAACUUACCUACUCAAAUAAUAACUAUUGAAGAAAAUAAGACUAUUAAAAAUACUCGUAAACAAAAACCUGACAUCUCGAAUUUACCGACACAAGUGUUAGACCCCGAACAAGACAUAAGCACUUGUUUCGAAGAAGCUCUAACUCAACAAAUUUAUUCUGAGGAAGUUGUAAAAUUUAAAGUUCCUUUACAAUCACCCAUUAAAAAGAAGAGAAGGGCUGACGAAAGUAAUAACAAAAGUAGUUCUGUUAUUGAAAUAACUGACGAUGAUGAUGAUGAGAAAUAUUACGCAGCUACGCAAGAGCUUUUUAAUGACUUAUGUUCUCAAAAAGCUCCGUCUCCAGAAGUCAAAGUCUUAAAUAGUGAAAAAAAUCAGUUUACAAAAAAAGAAGACAGUAUUACUAGAUCUUUUCAAAAUGAUUCAUCUGAAAGUAUUGAUGCAGACGAAAAAAUCUCCGAAUUUGUUUCUAAUUUAACGUGUUUACAAAUUCAAGACGUAGUUGGAGUUCAAAAAGACGUAACCGUUCUAAAAAAAGUGCCUAGUGAUGGCUCAGAUAUUGUGGCCACUCCAAAAAAGAUAGAUUGUCUCUCAGUGUUAGAAACUGAUUUGCCUAACACCCAAGAAAUCAAAACUGGGAUAUCGCUACUAGCUAAUUCAGACCUUGAAUCAUUAAAGGACGAUCUUAGCGAGUCAGACAUUAAUUCAGAGAAAAGUACGCCGAUCAAAUUGAAACUUAAAGAGACAGUGACACGUAAAAUCAGGAUUAAUCUCUCAGAUAAGUUCGAUCUGGAAACUAAACCUGUAAGAAGUAGCUCUCGAGUGCGAAAGCCAACGUUGAGGAUACAAAACUGCGAUGAAACUUUUAAAGAUGAGGCCGAAAAAAUACUAAAUCCUAAUUUAACAAAAGCGCGAAAAAUUGAAACUGACAGGCGAUCUUCAAAUGCAAACAAUGAUAAACAUAAGAAAGAGAAAUCAAGUAAAAGUAAAGUUGAAGACUAUGGUCGAUGUGAUAAAAACAGUAGUAGCGCAAAAGAUCAGCAUAACUCUAAAAAAAAUAACCCUACAAAAGUAGCAACAGAAAACCCUACGAGAAUUGAAUCUAAAAGAGAAAGAAAACCUAAACAAAAAGACGAGAUGAUCGACCACGUUAAGCCCAAUAUCAAAAAGACUACCUCAGAGGAGUCUAAUGAAAAGAAUCAUUCAAAUAGUACAGGUAGAAGUACACGCAGUAAACAAAAAGAAGAAGAAAUAAGAAAAAACGAGUUAAAUUCUAACAGCAAAAUAUCCAAAUCAACAGAAAAAGAUGAAUUAAGGACAGACAAAAGUAAUAAGAGCGAUAAGAAAUCGAAUAAAGAAAGAUCUAAAUCUCCUGAAACACGAAGAAAAAGAACGAAGCAAGAAGGAAGUGCCGAGGUAGAAGUAAAGAAACCUGCCAGUAAAGAGCGAUCUAUGUCUUCAGAGUUAGGAAUAAAGAAAAGGGAAAGAUCUAAAUCUCUGCAAACAGGAAGAAAAAGAACAAAGAAAGAAAGAAGUACUGAGUUAGAAGUGAAGAAAAUCCCUAGUAAAGAACGAUCUAGCUCUCCAGAGGUAGGAGUAAAGAAAAGGGAAAGAUCUAAAUCGUUGGAAACAGAAAUAAAAAGGACGAAGAAAGAAAGAAGUGCAGAGUUAGAAGUAAAGAAAACCCACAGUAAAGAACGAUCUGGGUCUCCAGAGUUAGGAGUGAAGAAAAAACCUCGUAAAGAAAGAUCUAGGUCUCCUGAAAUUGGAACAAAGAGAAGACCUGCUAGAUCCUCGGAGAAGGAAACUGAAGAAAAACCAACAAAAGAAAGAAAGAAUUCAGAAGAACCAAUUAAUAUACUAUCAUCAAAACACGAACAUAGUUCAGUGUACAGUGCUAUCAGUAAUCAGGUAUCAUCAGAUACAAGCAAUGAUUCACCAACUAAACUCAAAAGGCCUGCAAGUUCCGAACUUGAGGUACCUAAUGCAAAGAAACCUAGAAGACUGAGUAGUAAUAUGUCGAUACUUAGAGCUACACCAACUAGGAAAAAUAAGACGCAGUAUGUUUUAUUUACCGCAUUUCCUAGUGAUGAAGUGAAGAAUAAACUGGAGAAGUUAGGUGCCGUAGUAGUAUCGGAUGUGGUGACCUGCACAGUAGUGCUGACGCUGCAGAUUAAGAGGACGUUCAAGCUUCUCUGCGCUAUUGGCCUCGGCAAGCCAAUCGUUGGCCCUGAUUGGGUCCAAGUUUGUUCCGACACUAAUAUGAUUGUUGAUCCAUGGCAGUACAUAUUGGUAGAUGAAGUGAGCGAAAGGAAGUUUAAAUUCAACUUGCAUCGGACACUGGUCGGCAAGAGGGACUUCCUCAAGGGAUACAAUGUGUCAUGCACACCCAAUGUUGUGCCCAGACCACCAGAAUUGAAGCUGAUAGUGGAAUGUUCGGGUGGAAAAUGGAAGGAGGAAGGACCUAACUGGGUUUGUGUGUCGGCGCAAUGCGACGAUGAGUUGUGGGCCGACCUCAAGCGACGUGGCGCCAUCUUAGUCACCCCAGAAUUUAUACUGGGAGGCGUGUUGAAACAGAAAGCCGAAAUUAAGAAGUAUAUGUUGUGCAUGGGACAGAUGGAAAGGACUUUCGAAUCUUUUUAUGGUUGUCAUACUCGAUAAAGCAUUUAUCUUAAUACACUUCUGUGUUGUCUUUUCGUUAUACUUAUACAGUAUUAUAUCACAAUUUGAUCCAUAUGUCAAAGGUAAUAAAGCUUUUAAAUUAUUUUCAUAAGUGAUAGUGAAAUGUUCGGGUGGGAAAUGGAAUCACGAACUGCAGGCGCAGAUCCAGCCCUCACAAAAGAUUGUGGGCACAGCCACCCAAAAAUCGGCCAAGUUUUUUUUUUCUUUCCAAUAUGUCCAUCUGCGAUUGGCCCUGCGGCCAUAAUCAGAUGUGGGGAGUGGUGAAUUUUUUUUAGUUUAGGGGCAUUCUAAUAAUAAUGUCCUCCCCUUCGUGCUGUAAAUUAUGGAGCAUUAUCUCUCAGCCGACUGGCCAAGUCAAAUCGGCCAAGUGCCAGUCGGAGUAUGAACUCGCUCAUGAUCGAUAUAGUUAGUGCAUUCCUGUAUAGGAGAUGUUUACAAAUCAUGUGACACCCUGAUCCAGAUUUUGUACAGUGUACCUAGUUCCACGUGGGCAAAGCCAUUGGGCAAACACUAGUAAAUUAAUUCAUUCUUUUUUUUAAACCUGUAAAAUGUUAGUUUAUUCGCUCACGAAAAUUAUAAAAGUAAAUGUGCGUUAGACUUAACUACUAAAUCGAUUAUGAUGAAAUUUUUACAAGUUUAAAGGAUAACAUGUUAAAUCAAACGCCGACCGUGGAAGUGUGAAGUCGCACGUGUAUUGGGGUUGUGGGCAUGCCCACCUCCCACAACGGUGGAUCCGUGCCUGGGAGGAAGGUCAUAUAGAACCGCGCGCUGUGGCUCGGUCUCAAGCGACGUGGUGCUGUCGUGGUCUCUACAGAGUUCAUACUAAUAGGCAUGUUUGGACAGAAACUCAAUAUU
This is a messenger RNA of Maniola jurtina (meadow brown), 5078 nucleotides long. RefSeq names its product mediator of DNA damage checkpoint protein 1-like. NCBI's taxonomy places the organism in Eukaryota, Metazoa, Arthropoda, Insecta, Lepidoptera, Nymphalidae. Bases 39 to 4202 code for a protein of 1387 amino acids. The transcript is spliced from 9 exons. The record is from RefSeq and is a predicted model, not a curated record. Gene Ontology annotation, molecular function: protein binding.